Poecile atricapillus (Black-capped chickadee) is the source of this 1029-nucleotide messenger RNA. RefSeq lists its product as uncharacterized. Lineage: Eukaryota; Metazoa; Chordata; Aves; Passeriformes; Paridae. Bases 1 to 1029 code for a protein of 342 amino acids. The record is from RefSeq and is a predicted model, not a curated record. The transcript is spliced from 4 exons.
AUGCACACUCGGCACACGGCCGGAGGAAGCACAGAAACAUCGCCCAGAUCCCUGGAGAGCUUCCACUUCCCUGCUGGCUCGGCCUCCGUGCACCUCCCUUUUAUUCCCAGCACGGGAAGGGGAAGCACCCCCCCGGGACAGCCCGAUCCCGGCGGGAGAUUUACCCGAUCCGUGUGGCAGAUUUACCCGAUCCGCUGGGCAGCCCCGCACGGCCGUUCCUGCCUCCCUCCCGCACGCAGCUCCUCUCCCACCGGGAUCCUGCUCUCGGCGUGUGGCUCACUUCUCUUCCGCGAAUUUCUCUCCUCCCUCUCGGGCGCUGAGGGUGGGAUUAAAGGCACCAAAGACCAAACAUGUGACCCCGCCAGCACACAGCUGCUCAAGGAAGGAGAGGAAGGGGAGAUGGCCGGAGCGGGUCACCGCACGCCAGGAAGGGGGCGGUUCCUGAAGGCAGGUUCAGGAGUAAAUCCCGAGCCCCAGGAGUCCCCCCGGGGUGGGGGCGGCUGCGCAGCCGGAGCUCCUCGUUCCUUCCUCCUUCGGAAGCGGUGGGACAGCCUCAGCUGUCCCCCAGCCCUCUCCAGCCGCCGUGUCACUUCUGCUCGGUGUCCCCUCUGCCCGAUGUCACUUCUGCCGGGUGUCCCCCCAGCUCCCGCGCCUCUGGGGCACUGCCCUCCCCCGCUGAGAUCUGCUGGAUGCUCCGGACCCUUCGCCUCACUCCCGAGAGAGGAAGGUCACCGGGGCCCCGCAAACUCGAGCAGAAAGUGUCAUAGAGUCACCAGCAGGUUCUUAAUGUGCGUGUCACCCGUGACAGGCAAAAGCUGUCCCACACCUAGGACAUUUUGUUGCAGAGACAACAUGGGAGAAGGAGGGAAAGAACCCUCCUUACAGGGGAACAGUAAUGCUCAAAAUAAACAACACAAUCAUGCACCACAGUUGGGUCCCUGUAGUGACUUCCUUGAAACAGUUUCUGUUAGAUCCAAAAUACUGCAGGAGAGGAGUCACAAGCAAGGGAUCGUGAUUCUGGGGCCGUGA